AUGGCAGACGGCACUUCUGUAACUUACGGGAGAAAUGCGCCGGAGGGGAAACUGUCCAAAUCUGAGAAGAAAUUGGCUCGGAAACAGGCAAAAUCCAGGCAUACACUCCUGCGACAUGAAGGCAUCCACACAACAAACUCACCAACGAAACAUUUGAUCGUUGGAAAUGGGGGACUAGGCAACGGGGUUAGUCGGAGUGACCUCAAAUCACUUUUCGCCCAGUACGGUCAGCUGAUGGACAUUGUCAUGUUGCCAGGGAAACCGUACAGCAUUGUCUGCUAUGCAUCGGUCCAGGAGGCAAUGGCAGCUCACGACCGCCUCCAGGGAUGGCAGCUCCGCCCACCAAGUGGACCCAGUGCGGCUGUGAUACUGUAUCUCUCCUUCAUCAACGAAGUUCCACGUCCCAAGAUGAGCAGAAGCCACCCCAGCCUACCCCCAGGGCUUAUCCUGCUGGAAGAUUUCAUCAGUGCCGAGACGGAGGCAGCACUGACUGGAGACAAGUUGUGGGAGGAGGGAGAUCAGUCUGAGGAGGCGGUGCGGAUGACUUUGAAGCACAGGAAAGUCAGACAUUUUGGUUACGAGUUUAACUACGCCACCAACAAUGUUGACAAGGACAGUCCACUCCCUGACCCCAUACCGCCACUGUACACUGACAUCAUUGACAGAAUCAUGGCAACCGGGCUAGUGGAGAACAAACCAGACCAGAUCACCAUCAAUGAGUACCAGCCUGGUCAAGGCAUACCUCCUCAUGUGGACACGCACUCAGCGUUCCAGGAAGCCAUCAUCUCACUCAGCCUAGGCUCACAGGUUCUCAUGGAGUUCAGUAACCCCGUCGCUGGCCGUCACGUGCCAGUGUUUCUACCGCGCCGCAGUCUGCUGAUCAUGACUGGAGAAGCAAGAUACCUCUGGUCUCAUGGGAUCACACCGAGAAAAAGCGACGUCAUUCCUGCUCACAUGGAUGGAACGAAGAGUGGUACCACAUCUGAUGAAGUCACAGAGAAUGACCAGGGACUUACAUUGAUGCAACGUGGGGUCAGGAGGUCACUGACCUUCAGGGCUGUCAGGGGAGCUCCUUGUCAUUGUGCUUACCCCAGUCGCUGUGACACCCAGCUUGCUGCUGCGACCUCUCACCCCCAACCCACAGCUCCAACCGCUCCCUCCCUGCCGACCUCUGCCCUCCAGGCCAUUCACCUAGAGGCCACCCACGUCCACCAGGUGUACGACAGCAUCGCUGGCCACUUCAGCCAGACGAGGCACAAACCCUGGCCUCAUGUUCUGGGGUUCCUGCAGUCACUUCCAAUGGGGAGCAUUCUGCUCGAUGUGGGCUGUGGAAACGGUAAAUACCUCGAUGGCAAUCCAAGUAUAUUUUCCUUUGGUUGUGACCGGAGCGUCAAGCUCGUGGAGAUCUGCAAGGAGCGGCGGUUCCAGGCCUUCAGCUGUGAUGGCUUGAAUCUGCCUGUCCGUAGCGCCAGCAUCGAUGCCUGCAUCUGCAUUGCCGUUAUACACCAUUUCUCAACUCAGAAUCGUCGACUGACAGCCGUCAAGGAAAUCGCCCGCGUGCUGAGGCCAGAUGGUCUGGGGCUGAUCUACGUGUGGGCCAAGGAACAGGAGAAAGACCGGAUGAAAUCAUACUACAUCAGCAGUGCGGCUCGCAAGAAGAAAAAGAAUGCUCACCCCAAAGAAGACGAUGUACAAAGUGAGGACGUGGCAUCAAACGAAGACUGCAUGGAAAACAGCUUACACACCGAGGACGUCACAUCGGAUGGAGAUGGGACAUCUAAAGACAUCCACCUAGAUAGCAACAGGUACGCUCCGACAAAGAACAACAUAGGACACUCUGAGGACAGUAAAUCAGAAGACAGUAAUCUAGAAAGCAAGGACGUCCAGAGAACUGACAGAGCUUCUGGGGGAGACAAGGCAUUGCAAUGCUCCAGUGAAGAGUCUGGUUGUCUUUCAGAGGACAUUACAUCAUCUGUUAACAGAACUCGAGCUGAAAUAUCUGCCACUGCCAAAGCAAAUCAAAACUUGUGUGAAACAGAUUCUGCACGUGGAGCCAAUGGUAGUUUAUUAAAAAUCCAAGAUACCGAUGGUAAUUAUCAAAAUCGGGAAUCAAUUUGUGAUAAAUCCUACAUACAGCCAGAAAGUGCAAGUGUGGUCUUAUCGAUCCACAAAAACCGGACAGAGUUCGAAAGCCAGGACAUGCUGGUCCCGUGGCACCUCAAAAAGCAGACCGGGGAAAAGGAUGGCACACCCACACCUAAGAAUGGUACAGGCUGUGAGGAGGAGAUACCAGUGUACCACAGAUUCUACCAUGUGUUCCAGGAAGGGGAGUUAGAGGCAUUGUGCAGAAUGGUGGAUGGACUGGAAAUUAAAAGCUCUCACUACGAUCAAGGCAACUGGGGAAUUGUCAUUAGGAAGUUGUAGUCAGUUCUCAAAGUAAAUGCCAAUUUUACUUUAAUAUCUUUCGCCACCAUCCUGUGAAGUGUCUCCAAAAAUUGCAGCAUGUUGCUGAAAGUAAAAUGAAUCUCGGUGUUAUCGAGACCUCAAAUAUUGUUAUUACUAUUCCUACCUUUACUCAAAUUUUUUUUGUCAAAACCACAGUGAUUCUGGGUUUUGACUGAUUACAAAUGGUUCUUUAAAAUUAAUCAUAGAUGAAACAAAAUCAAACAGAAGUAUUUCUUACCAAAUUUGUGUAAAAAAAUGUAUUGGCCUUGUGAUUUUGGUUUAAAUACAACAAAAUAAAAUUUUAAAAGCAAAUAGAUAUUACCAAGUAUUUGAGAGUGAUAGACAAUCAAUCAUUAUUAUUGGGCUAUCAAGGUGACUGAAGACUCAUCUUUCACCAACUGAAUGAAGCUCUCCAAUGUUGCAUUUCUAACAAAAUCCCCCUCCCCCAUAUCCUUGUAACAACUUGUUUUUCAAACGCAGCAGUCUGGCCAACAAUCGUGACCACUUAGAAAUGACUUUUCCAGCUUUGACAGAGAGUUAUUGUCCCUCCCAUUUCCCAGAUUAUGUUUUGCCAUAAUUUCUAGCAUGAUGCUGUGCAUAAAAUGGCAUUUAAAAAUACUUGUAACAAACAACUGAACUUUAAACUCUACAUUACCUGUAUGCGUAUAUAUCCCAAACAUAAAUACAGAACAAAGUAAAUAUAUUUGUAUAAAUAAAAAUGACACGCAUUCCAUCUAAGAGCUCUUACUACAGAAGUACAUUGGGUUGAGAAUUGUUCCCUUUGUUUUCUCUGGACAAAUUCACAGGUGAACAUUGCCUCCCCACCAGCAGGUCUUUAUUCUAAAAGUGAAUAAUGUAACUUUUCAGAAUGAAGCUAUAAAGAAUAAACAAUUGUCAUGAACCAUCAGAGAUGGGAAGAAGUGGGCAUCUGCUACAGACAAAUAAAUGCCCGCUGCAGCACAUCUUCAAUAAUGGUAUUAAUGGAACUAGUCCUUGCUAAGCUACAAAUGCUUUACACAAAAUUACACAUAAAUAUCAAACGUACUUUAAAAGCGUUGUUUAGGACUAAAAACUACUUUCCCGACACGGGUUGAACAGAAAUUGACUUCUGUACCAGUACUAGCUGAAGGUCUCUGGUGUAACAAAUAUACACUACUUUCUUCUUCCUAAAACCACUAUCACAGUUACAGACAGAUGUACACGGUGCCUCGGCACAGUUGAUAGGCACAACUUGUCGAGAUCUCUCCGGUUAGUUUACAGCGUAUGCAUUUGAGGCCGGCUGGUGAAGUUUUUCUCCAUUCGUCCAAAGCUGGACACUCCUUCAAUUGCUGCUACUCCCCAGGGAUUUAUGGGUUCUCAGGAGAGAUGAGAGUUUUGCUGCCAGUGGUCGCGUUUUGCUCAAAUGGCGACACGGUGGAUGUUUGUGUCUGGAGACUGUCAGUCAUGAUGGCAUUGUGCCUUGCUGUCCAUACCCACGAGAGUGUGCUGUAUAUCCCUAAUUCUACGACCAGAAUUUGCUUCAUGCGCACAGGUGGUACGUACCAUUUAAAUUUCUCAUUAAUAGGGUAUUGUGACUUGCCAAAAUGAAAGCUUCUGUCAAGUUUAAGAACAUGUACGCCAGCACAGUGCCAACGACCAAGUAUAGUUCUUAACUAUAUUUGGUUGUUGAACUGUUCCAACAGUUAUUCCAAUUUUAGUAGGCAAGUUUUUGAAACGGAAAAAAGUUCACUUUUGCUUGGUAAACAUCCAUAAGUUGGGCAAGAAGCCUCAAAAAUGUCCAUCACAAAUCCAGGUGGCAAAAACCUUGUUUUCGUUUCUAUCA
Messenger RNA from Acanthaster planci (crown-of-thorns starfish), 4267 nucleotides. Its product is annotated as tRNA (carboxymethyluridine(34)-5-O)-methyltransferase ALKBH8-like. The record is from RefSeq and is a predicted model, not a curated record. Lineage: Eukaryota; Metazoa; Echinodermata; Asteroidea; Valvatida; Acanthasteridae. Gene Ontology annotation, molecular function: tRNA (5-carboxymethyluridine(34)-5-O)-methyltransferase activity; S-adenosylmethionine-dependent methyltransferase activity; tRNA binding. Gene Ontology annotation, cellular component: cytoplasm; nucleus. Gene Ontology annotation, biological process: tRNA methylation; tRNA wobble uridine modification.